UGUCGUUAAAUAUUACUGUGGAUAAAAAGCAAAUGCUAUUAGAAUUUAGCAGUAAGCAUUUAUCAGCAUACAACAAAUGUGAUCAGUGCUAUGAAUUAUUAUGCGAUGGGACAGAUAAGUCGAAGUCAAAGUCAAGUUUUAAAGAGAUUAUUGAAGCCGACGAUAAUAGUCCACAAGAUCAAAAAAUAGUGAACAAGGAUGAUAUAUUAGAAGUACUUCGAAAGAUAAGCAAGCAUUACCGAGGGUGA
Molecule: messenger RNA, 248 nt
Organism: Racocetra persica
Lineage: Eukaryota; Fungi; Glomeromycota; Glomeromycetes; Diversisporales; Gigasporaceae
Source: the annotation of a GenBank genome assembly